AUGGCUUACGACAUCGUAACGUCAACCAUAACUGCUGAAACUUAUAUUGAACCGGAUUUCCCAGUUUCAUGGUAUAUUAUUAUCAAUGAAAAUCCGUUUGAUCGACCAUUGAAUUUUUUUCAUUCCAACACUCCGGGAUUGCAAGGAAUUAUUGAAGAAAUUGAUAAAGACAAACAUUUUGGAAUUGCUAUUCGUAUGUUUCCUGUUAGACAAUCAAAUAAGAAUGCCGAUGGUUUAGAAGAUAAACGCAGAAUUGGCUCAGUCUAUUAUUAUGAUCUUUCUACAAAUGUAGUUUCUCUCAGAAGUCGUCAAUUGAAUGAAUUAUUUAUUUUGCCAAGUGGUUAUUAUAUUAUUGUUCCAACAAUUACUGAAUUAAAUUUAAAAUCUCUGAAAUAUAUUUUUCGAAUAUUUUCAUAUGAUGAUGUCACUGUUGAACAACUUGCAUGCAAAGAAAGUCAAAGAUUUAACUCUAAAGAAAACAAAUAUAUUAAAAUAAUAUCAUUAAGAUCUUAG
Molecule: messenger RNA, 513 nt
Organism: Didymodactylos carnosus
Lineage: Eukaryota; Metazoa; Rotifera; Eurotatoria; Philodinida; Philodinidae
Source: the annotation of a GenBank genome assembly